Pieris brassicae (large cabbage white) is the source of this 2207-nucleotide messenger RNA. Its product is annotated as transketolase-like protein 2. NCBI's taxonomy places the organism in Eukaryota, Metazoa, Arthropoda, Insecta, Lepidoptera, Pieridae. Bases 96 to 1964 code for a protein of 622 amino acids. The record is from RefSeq and is a predicted model, not a curated record. Gene Ontology annotation, molecular function: thiamine pyrophosphate binding; transketolase activity. The transcript has 13 exons.
UUUGCCACUUGAUUUGUUUGAGCGUUUGAACGUGCGCGUGGUGUGGUGUGAUCGUGGAACUUGUUCUGUUUUAGUUUAUUAUUAUUUCAAUCAAAAUGAAGGGUGAUAAGAAAGUAGACCUCCAGGCUCUUAAAGAUAUUGCCAAUAAGUUGAGAAUCGACAGUAUCGUAGCCACAAAUGCAUCAAAAUCCGGUCACCCGACAUCAUGUGCAUCGAUGGCCGAGAUCAUGUCAGUGUUGUUCUUCCACACCAUGAAGUACAAGAUUUCAGCACCGAGAGACGCUUCAGCUGACAGAUUUAUACUAUCCAAGGGUCAUGCAGCCCCCAUAUUAUACGCGGCUUGGGCUGAAGCUGGUCUCUUCCCGGUUGAAGACCUAAAGAACCUACGGAAAUUGGACUCUGACCUUGAAGGUCACCCAACUCCUCGUCUCAACUUUGUAGAUGUAGGUACUGGCUCCCUUGGUCAAGGGCUUGCUGUAGCUGCCGGCAUGGCUUAUGUCGGGAAAUACUUUGACCAGGCUCCUUACAGGGUGUACUGUCUUGUUGGAGACGGUGAGGCUGCUGAAGGCAGUGUAUGGGAGGCAUUGCACUUCGCCGGCCACUACAAAUUAGACAAUCUUGUGGUCAUCUUUGAUGUCAACAGGCUUGGACAAUCUGAACCAACCUCACUACAACAUCAGAUGGAUGUUUAUGACGCCCGUGUGAAGUCCUUUGGUCUGCACUCUCUGGUAGUGGAUGGUCAUGAUGUCUCUGAGCUCGUGAAGGCCUUUGAUGAAGCAGCCUCCGUCUCUGGAAAACCCACCGCCAUCAUUGCCAAGACCUACAAGGGUAGAGGAUUCCCCAACAUUGAGGAUCAAGACAAUUGGCAUGGAAAGGCUUUGGGGGGUGAUGGGGAGAAGAUUAUCAAGCAUCUGCAAUCCUUGAUAAAGAACCAGACCAUAACAUUGAAACCGGCUCCCCCCGUGUCAGCUGCCCCACAAGUGCAUAUCGCGGAUGUGACCCUUUCUUCCCCACCAGCCUACAAGAAGGGAGAGCUUGUCGCCACAAGACUUGCGUACGGAACUGGUCUAAAGAAGAUCGCUGAUACUAACCUCAGAGUCAUCGCCUUGGAUGGCGACACAAAGAACUCAACAUUCAGUGACAAGCUGAGAGCUGCCUACCCAGAGAGAUACAUCGAGUGCUUCAUAGCGGAGCAGACGUUAGUUGGUGUGGCGACGGGAGCCGCGUGUCGUGACCGCGCUGUUGUCUUCGCCUCCACUUUUGCCGCUUUCUUCACCAGAACUUUCGACCAGAUCCGUAUGGGCGCUAUCAGCCAGUCGAAUAUUAAUUUGGUGGGGUCCCACUGCGGUGUUAGUAUUGGAGAAGAUGGACCGUCUCAGAUGGGUCUUGAAGAUAUCGCUCUCUUCCGUGCUGUGCCAACUGCCACUGUCUUCUAUCCUAGUGACGCAGUAUCAACAGAGCGUAGCGUGGAGUUGGCUGCCAACACCCGCGGCAUCUGCUACAUCCGUACUUCACGACCCAACACCGCCAUUAUUUACGAUAAUGACACCGUUUUUAAGGUGGGUGAAGCCAAGAUUGUCCGUGAGUCCGCCAAGGACAGCAUUUUGCUGAUCGGUUCUGGGGUAACUUUGCAUGAGGCGCUCGCCGCCGCUGAUCAAUUGCAACAGCAAGGCAUCAACGCACGUGUGCUGGACCCGUUCACAGUAAAGCCCUUGGAUGAGGCCGCUGUAAGAGCUCACGCGCACGCUGUUGGUGGAAGAGUGCUAGUCGUUGAAGACCACUACCAGGCUGGUGGUCUCGGUGAGGCGGUCUUGUCCGCUCUGGCUCUGGAACGUUCAGUGGUCGUACAGCAUCUCUACGUAAAGGAAGUCCCACGUUCAGGUCCGCCCCAGGCUCUACUCGACAAAUAUGGAAUUUCAUCCAAAAACAUUGUUCUCGCAGCUGGCAAACUACUGGCUGUUUAAAUGCUGCAAACCUAACUGACCGAACACUAGGUGGAGGUCAAAUAUGUUUGUGUCAUUUAUUAUUGGUUUAAAAGUCUUUUUAAAAAGGUCUGAUCUAGCAUUUAAAAUAAGAAAAUAUGUUAAAAAUGAGAGUUGAAAUUCUGAAUUCAUUCCAAACUGCAAUAUUAAGCCAAAAUGCUAUUGUUCCUGUUAAAUUUCAACCAUAGACUAUGCCGUUGACUAUGGUUUCGUUCCUUAUUCACC